Messenger RNA from Nematostella vectensis (starlet sea anemone), 3280 nucleotides. RefSeq lists its product as uncharacterized. The record is from RefSeq and is a predicted model, not a curated record. Gene Ontology annotation, molecular function: oligosaccharide binding. Bases 1540 to 2697 code for a protein of 385 amino acids. The transcript has 3 exons. Lineage: Eukaryota; Metazoa; Cnidaria; Anthozoa; Actiniaria; Edwardsiidae.
GGGCGAUCUUCUUGUUAUGUCUCACGCUUCUUACUUGCAUCGGCGAUCUUCUUGUAAUGUCUCGUGCUUCUUACUUGCAUGGGCGAUCUUCUUGUUAUGUCUUACGCUUCUUACUUGCAUGGGCGAUCUUCUUGUAAUGUUUUACGCUUCUUACUUGCAUGGGCGAUCUUCUUGUAAUGUCUCGCGCUUCUUACUUGCAUGGGCGAUCUUCUUGUAAUGUCUUACGCUUCUUACUUGCAUCGGCGAUCUUCUUGUAAUGUCUUACGCUUCUUACGUGCAUGGGCGAUCUUCUUGUAAUGUCUUACGCUUCUUACGUGCAUGGGCGAUCUUCUUGUUUUGUCUCGUGCUUCUUACGUGCAUGGGCGAUCUUCUUGUUUUGUCUCGCGCUUCUUACUUGCAUGGGCGAUCUUCUUGUAAUGUCUCGCGCUUCUUACUCGCAUGGGCGAUCUUCUUGUAAUGUCUCGCGCUUCUUACUCGCAUGGGCGAUCUUCUUGUAAUUUCUCACGCUUCUUACUUGCAUGGGCGAUCUUCUUGUUAUGUCUCGCGCUUCUUACUUGCAUGGGCGAUCUUCUUGUUAUGUCUUACGCUUCUUACUUGCAUGGGCGAUCUUCUUGUAAUGUUUUACGCUUCUUAACUUGCAUGGGCGAUCUUCUUUUGUAAUACAGGUUGUUUACCAUUUAAUCAGAAAUUCCGGUACUUCUAGCUAUAUUGUAAAUGGUAACAUUCCUAUCCCCGGAAAAAUUUCGGAAUAUGUGGAAUUGCUUGAAAGGUAUUGGCAGUUUUCCAUAGAAUAUUCGACCGAGACCCCCAUCGGCCACUAUUCCCCAGGACCCCAAAAAGUAGAAUAUCUGGGGAGAGAAGGAAAUGGUAUAGAGUCACCCCAGAAAUUCUGGAAUAUAGGAAACUGUUCCUUAUCUUUAUGGCAUUCCGGAAAAACUGGGAUCUCAUUCCGGAAUUUCCGAUUAAAUGGUAAACUACCACACUGUCGGCUUUUAUUAGAUACCAGCUCCAAUGCCAUUACGAAUUAAAGUCCUACAAAGAAAUCUUUGUCUCAACCCAGAUUUCAUGUCAAACUAGUCAUAUUUCCUUCAUGUAGCAUUUAAAAAUGUAUAAGCAUUAUAAUGUAUCACUUCUCUGAGAGUAUUUAUUGUUGGGUUUAGAUAUAAAAAAAGUUAACAAAAGUCUUUGUUAAUACAGAUUGAGCUAUAGAAGUCAUAGAAUAUGAGAAAGGGGCCAUAAUCACCUGGAGGAAAAUACUAUGUUUACCCCCCACCCCUUUAAGCCCUCUUGAGUAUAAGCAGCUUAUGAAAACGAGCCAAGAGAACUCGCAGUUUAUCUAUAUAGACCUACGGGGAGUUUCUCGAGCUCACAACAAACACCCUGGAUACUGGCUACACAGCGCCUUUGCAUCGAUGCCUACACAGCACCGAGAAUUGUACACGAUCGCCAAGAUUUCGAUACAAAGGAAAUACAACAAAUUAAUUUCGCAGGAACGUGGGACGUGGAACAGCAGAAGAUAUUUAGCGCUAAGGCAAAAUCAUGUCGAUACUUCCCGUCAUGCUCGUGUUCGCCUCUAUCCGAGGUCACGUGAUCGCGCAAACAUGCCCACAGGGGGUUUGCUACGGAGGUGCUUUCAAGGCCAAGGAAGGCAUAAAGGGGCAGCAUUUGCUUGGGUUCUCGUACAAGAACCUCAGCACGGUCCGUCAUGCCCAGGGGUGCUUCUCGGCGUGUGCGAAUGAGUGCCUCUGCAGGUCGUAUCAGGUGUCAAGUACGGGAUGCGAGUUACUGGAGGAAGACAAGGAUUCAAGAACUCUUAAGCCAAAUUCUGACUACAUAUACUUCGACCUGAAACAAAAGGUCGUCCCUUCGGCAUCUUCCUUGUCGUACCCAUCCGUCUGUAGAAAUGGCUGCUGUCUCGCCAACCCCUGUCUGAAUGGCGGAACGUGCACAGAGAAGUGCGAGCACCCGAAAACCAAGUUCGUCUGCAAUUGUCCGACUAAUGCCACAGGGAAACGAUGCGAGCAAUUCUUCUGGCCCAAGUCCUGCCUUGACUUCUACAAAGCACACAACGCACCAGCUAAACCACCGAGGGGUGUUUAUACGAUCUUCAAAAAUGAUAAUAUCACAGAAGUAAAAAGAUACUGUGAUUUCACACCGCCAAAUAAAGCAUGGACUUUGAUUGAAUCCUAUGCUGCGAAGCACAGAGUGGAAUUUGAAGCAAAGUCUUUUUUGGAUGACUACCCCGUCAAUCAAGAGACUCCUGGACAACACGAGAAGUACCGACUAGCGAGGGCAGCCAUGCAGAUGAUCAAAGCCACAGCGGUGUCGUACCGAGUUACAUGCAAGUUCCUUAGCAGGGAGAACGUAACUGAUCGAGACUACCUCGAAGGACGAUUGUCAACAUGGGACAUCAUAGAUGAGGCGAGUACUUCCAGAUCAUCCUGCUGUAAAACAGUGACAUAUGUGAACAUCGAGGGUCAUAGUUGCUCGAAUUGCACUCUUGCGCUCUUCCAAAAGAAAGGGGAUUGGCAUUUUCACGCCCACCCUAACGUAGGCUACGAUCUCAUUCCACCCACAUAUAAAGACACAAGUAAACAGAUUUUCGGUAAAUAUAACCCCGGCCAGUAUCAUUCAUUCCUGGGCUACGACUCUCCAGACUCAACCACAGAGUAUUGGUUGGGACAGGAAAUGCCAUGAACUAUGGAUUUACAAGGCAAUGCCAUGAACUAUGGAUUUACAAGGCAAUGCAAUGAACUUUUGAUUUACAAGGAAAUGCCGUGAACUAUUGAUUUACAAGGAAAUGACGUGAACUAUUGAUUUACAAUGAAAUGCCAUGAACCAUUGAUUUACAAGGAAAUGCCAUGAACUAUUGAUUUACAAGGAAAUGCCGUUUACUAUUGAUUUACAAGGAAAUGCCGUGAAUUAUUGAUUUACAAGGACAUGCCAUGAACUAUUGAUUUACAAGGAAAUGCCGUGAACUAUGAUUUACAAGGACAUGCCAUGAACUAUUGAUUUACAAGUAAAUGCCAUGAACUAUUGAUUUACAAGGAAAUGCCGUUUACUAUUGAUUUACAAGGAAAUGCCGUGAACUAUUGAUUUACAAGGACAUGCCAUGAACUAUUGAUUUACAAGUAAAUGCCAUGAACUAUUGAUUUACAAGGAAAUGCCGUUUACUAUUGAUUUACAAGGAAAUGCCGUGAACUAUUGAUUUACGAGGAAAUGCCGUGAACUAUUGAUUUACAAGGAAAUGCCAUAAAACAUUGAUUUACAAGGAAAUGCC